Molecule: messenger RNA, 1672 nt
Organism: Trichobilharzia regenti
Lineage: Eukaryota; Metazoa; Platyhelminthes; Trematoda; Strigeidida; Schistosomatidae
Source: the annotation of a GenBank genome assembly
AUAUAACGGUUACUUAUUUCUACUAUGGUAAAUUGACACAUUUUGUUAACGGAAAUGUUUCAUAGAAUACGAUGGACUUUAUGGGCAACACUUGUUUUGUACAUCGUGUAUCUGCCAUCAUCGGAAUCUGCGCCAAUCUUAAAGUUAAUAUGUCAGAUAUGGCCGAAAUCCACAUUUUGCAAAAUCUACGAUAUGACAAAGAAAAUUUUGGAUGAGACGGUGAAAAACGGAAAAACUUCGGAUAGUGAUUCAGAUGGAAUGUUCCCAGUCCGAAGUGGUCAACACUCGUCGAGCGAACAGCGAAGUGGGAUGAUGAAGUAAGAUUACGAAGUCCAUUCUUUAAAAUUGAUCCUCUUAAUGUUUAUUUAGUGAAGAACAUAUUGAGUCUUAAGUAAAAUAAUUCAUUCUGGACCUGAUAUAACAAACUAUCAACGUUACAUUGCAAUGAACGAAAUAUUCUCAUUUUGAGUCGAAAGAAAAAGAUGUAAACAGCGAAGAUAGUUUUUCUUUUCGACGAUUAAAUUUCAUUAGCUGUUCGAUAGUAAAUAUAUCCAAUAAAGAAUUCAUAAGACCAAUCAGAUACCGGUAAUAUUUGUCCUCGGAAACGUAUUACGUAAUGCAAGGUGUAGUCUAGAAGGAGUGAAUAAUAAAAGGAGUUAAAAUUAUGGGAAAACGUUAUUCUGACCAUGGUAUGGUGAGGUAAUGCAUUUACGAUAUUGAGGAACUCCACGUAUCCUUGUGAAGUAUUCAUGAUGGGGUUGCUUGAUAUCCCUGAAAGUGGAAUUCAUAGGCGACAUUUAAACAGAAAUUCUUGGAAACUGCCUUUCCAAAUGUUUGAAGAAGACAUUUCCAUCAGCCAUCUUACGUAUCACACUGUACAGCAGACAAUUUAUCCAAUCUAACGUCAAGGAUAAAGUACUGCUUUUGGCCACCUUAGUGUGUCGAUAUCAGUUUAUCCAUGUGGUGCAAAGCGUAUUGGCUGUAUGCAAUAUCAAGUUUACAAACAUAUUUUGGAACAUUGUUGAGCUUGGUCAAUCAGCCAGAGGAGAAAAGAAGAACAACGGCAGCUCCAUCCUCGAACACGUUGUCAUCUUUGGACAUCGAGCACCCCCGCGUAAGUGCUCCACAUUCCCACACAGAGUCCAUCAAUAUCGUCUAAAUUGAAUUCGCAUACGCCAUCUGUACAUAGCUGGAGCACUGGCUAUUCGUAAACUGAAACCAUACCUAUGCAUUCAAAAACAAUACGUACAUUGCAUCACCCUACCGUGGGCAUAGUAACGUUUGCAAAAUAAUUUUGUCUCCCUUUAUUGUUCAGCCCUUCAAGACUACUCCUUGCAUCAUGUAAUACGUCUCCUAGGACAAACUUUAUCAGUAUCUAAUUGAAUUACUUUGUAAUCUACGACAUCUAACUAUGUACAGACUCGUAUUUGUACUCAUUGCAGUCAUAUAAGUAAAUACUAGUGGAUGAACCUAUGAAAAAGAAGUAUAAUAUCUUUUUUAAUAACUGCACAAUGUAGUAUUGAGAUGCCUUAAAAAAACAGUUCACUGGCAGUUUUUGUGUGACUGACGAAAUCCACUGGUUUUGGCAAUGUCCAUUCAAGCGUCAGAUAUAUAUCUGAAUUCACAUAUAAAAAGUUGAAAUAAAUGCGUUGUGGAGGCACCGAGAGAUCAU